AUGCUAGUCCAUCUACUUUUGAAGAUAAUUCCGGUUUCACUGGAGGUUAUGCACAUAUGUUGUACAAAUUUGAAAGGUUCAAAGUCGGAAGAUGUUGGACGUUUCAUCAAGCAGCUCAUAGAAGCCUCUCCUGACAUUGUUAGAGAAUCUCUGAUUCAUCUACAAGAGCACAUGGUUAUUAAUGCUGUUACUCCUAACGCUUCAACGUGUAACAUUCAUGUCAUGAUAGAGUUCCUAUUGAUUAUUCUUACUGAUGUACCCAAGGACGCUAUUCGUCAUGACAAAUUGUUUGUUCUCUUGGCACGUGUUAGAGAACUUACAAAGGAGCUUAUCUUCAUACUUCCUGAUACCGUAGAAAAGAUCAAGCUUGUCAAAAAAGAGGUACAAGAGAAGAUCCCCAAGAGCAGCGGUAUUAUUGUUGCAAACGCUCCUAACAAGCCGGUUGAAAGAAACUCAUCAAGUACAGUCGGUAAAAUAAUCGUAGGUUUUGAGGAGGAGACAGAGUGGAUAGUUAGGAAGCUCACCAGCGGACCAGCUGAGAUAGAUGUCAUUUCCAUAGUUGGCAUGCCAGGGCUUGGAAAAACUACUUUGGCUUACAGAGUGUAUAAUGAUAAGUCCAUUGUUGAUCAUUUCGAUGUUUGUGCUUGGUGCACAGUUGACCAGGAACGUAAUGAGAAAAAGUUGUUGCAGAAAAUUUUCAAUCAAGUUAUUGGUUUGAAAGAACAAUUCAGUGAGCGGAAAAAACUAUGUGGACAGCGGUACCUUAUUGUCUUGGAUGACUUGUGGGAUACUGCAACAUUGGAUGAGCUAACAAGACCUUUUCCUGAAUUUCAGAAAGGAAGCAGAGUGAUUAUAACAAGUCGGAAAAAGGAAGUUGCUUUGCAUGGAAAAUGCCACAGUGAUCCUCUUUAUCUUCGAUUGCUAAGAUCAGAAGAAAGUUGGGAGUUAUUAGAGAAAAGGGUAUUCGGAGAAGAAUGUUGCCCUGAUGAACUAAAGGAUGUUGGAGAAAAGAUAGCUCGAAAUUUUAAGGAUGAAGAGGAAGUUGUGAAAGUUAUACAAAUAAGUUAUGACCAUUUGUCAGAUCACGUAAAGCCGUGUUUGGUUUACCUUGCAAUUUAUCCAAAGGACAAAGAUAUAAGGAUCUCUCAGUUGAAAGAUUUUUGGAUUGGUCAAGGACUUGAGAUGAAAAAUGCAGAAGAAGUAGUGGAUGCGUUAAUUUUGAGUAGCUUGGUAAUACCUUUCGAUAAUUUUAUUUGCAAAAUUCAUGAUCUUAUGCAUGACUUUUGUUAUAUAAAAUCUAGUAAGGAAAAUGUGUUUGACUUCAUAGGAGGUUCAAAUGCUCCGUCUUCUUCUUCUAGUGUGAUGGCACGAGGAAUUACCAUUUGUUAUAAUGAAUAUCUCUUUCGUUUGGAUGAAAAUUUUGUGGUGUUUAAUCCAGAAAAGAAGAAUCCUUAUGUUAAACACCUCUUCUCUCUGAAGGUGUAUGAUGGGAUUCAUGAUUGUCUUUCCUACAACAGUCACCUAAAACACUUGAGGCUUCUUAAAAGUUUGGAUUUGAAGGGCCUAACAUUGACAGAUUCUUUGCUGAAUGAAAUCGGUAUGCUCGUUCAUUUGAAGUACUUAAUCAUUCAGACGAAGGCAAAAGCUCUCCCUCCGUUAUUUUCAAACCUCUGCAAUCUAGAAACUCUAUCGGUGUAUAACAUUGAGAGAUCAUGCAUGAUACUAUCGCCUUGUUUUUGGAGUCUUGCAAAGCUACGAGAUGUGCGGAUGAUGGAAUGUGCUCUCUUUGAACCAACUGUGUUAGACGAGGACUCAAGGUUAGAAAGUUUGAGAACAUUACAGCAUCUCUCCCUUCCCGGUUCAGAAGACAUAGAGGAUAUUUUCAAAAGGUUUCCUAAUCUUCAAAUCCUUAGUGUCUCUAUCAUAGCAGAGAAGAUUUGUUUUCCAAGAUUGGAUGUCCUUAACGAACUUGAACAACUCAAUUUAUCUGCUUCUUGGGAUUCAUUCCAUGAAUAUACACACGGCUUCCUUUUGAGCUUGAAGAAAAUGAGGUUGCAAGGGCUCACUCUGACAUCUGAUUCAUUGUCAAGAAUUGCUAGACUACCCAACCUUCAAAAACUAAGUCUAAAAAAUGCAAUCAUCGAUGGGGAGCCAGGAGAAUGGAACAUGGAAGAUGUCACCUUCAAGAAUCUCAAAUAUCUAAAAUUGGAUAGUGUGGAAUUUUCUGAAUGGCAGGUUGAUGCAGAGAAAUCAUUUCCCGUGCUCGAGAUGUUAGAUAUAAUUACAUGUGAGAAGCAUAUGGACAUCCCAGAUAGUUUUGGAGAUAUUGCGUCAUUAGAACUUAUCAAAGUAUGGUUUAGCCCUCAGCUUAAAGAGUCAAUCUUCAAUAUUAAGGAAUAUGUUGAAGAAAUGACCGGAGAAGACAAGCUUCACGUAUCAUCUGCGGACAUUCUUAUAGAAUCUCUGAUUCAUCUACAAGAGCACAUGGUUAAUGCUCUUACUCCUAACGCUUCUACGUGUAACAUUCAUGUCAUGAUAGAGUUCCUAUUGAUUAUUCUUAUUGAUGUGCCCAAGGACAUUAUUUGUCAUGACAAAUUGUUUGUUCUCUUGGCACGUGUUAGAGAACUUACCGAGGAGGUAUUCGUUCUUUUUCGUAACUUAGAAGAGAAUAUGAAUGAAGCAAGUGCUGCAAAUCUAAACUUGCUGGAAAGUAUUGAACUUCUCAAGGAAGAUCUCAAGAAUGAUUUCUUAAAAGCCCGUGCAGACUCGUCUUAG
This is a messenger RNA of Solanum stenotomum, 2775 nucleotides long. RefSeq names its product putative late blight resistance protein homolog R1A-3. The transcript has 4 exons. NCBI's taxonomy places the organism in Eukaryota, Viridiplantae, Streptophyta, Magnoliopsida, Solanales, Solanaceae. Gene Ontology annotation, molecular function: ADP binding. Bases 1 to 2775 code for a protein of 924 amino acids. The record is from RefSeq and is a predicted model, not a curated record. Gene Ontology annotation, biological process: defense response to other organism.